AACAGCCACCAUUUUGUUAUUAUUCAUUGGAUUCUCAUGUGCAUUGAAAUAAAAAUUUACAGUUUGUCGAUUUCUUUUAACAUUUUCGAAGGGUUGCAGUGGUGUUAUUGAAAAUAUGGUUAUUGAUUUCCGGGAAUAUCAACAUGUUUUGGCCUAAAACGGCUUUGAUUAGUUGAAAACGUUGUAUUUUUAGCAUUGUUUUUGUUUUGCUUGCAUAAGGUCACAAAGAAAUGGAUUGAUAUUCGUGACAAUUUCUGUGAAAGCGAAGAGGGCUGCUGGUUGCAAUGGAGCUGUACAUUGAGACUCUCACAGGAGCUGCAUUUGAGCUUAGGGUUUCUCCUUUCGAAACGAUAAUGUCAGUAAAGGCGAAAAUUCAAAGAUUGGAAGGAAUCCCUAUAGCUCAGCAGCACCUGAUUUGGAAGUCGGUAGAACUGGAGGAUGAUUAUUGUCUCCAUGACUACAGUAUACAUGACGGUGCCACUCUAAAACUGGUCCUUGCUAUGCGUGGUGGACCCAUCAACACACGUAGAAUUCCCAUGGAGGAUCCAGCUUUACGCGAGAUGGCUGAAUAUGUGGAGGCAAAUCGGGAUGAGAUCUGGGAGAAGUUGCCUGGCAACCGACAGGUUACCUUGCUUGUGUUCCGUGAAGGAGAUCAACUCAAUUUCUUCAGAGUUGUUGAUCGAGGAGAUGGAACACUUACACCUCUCUCAGAAUCUCUCAGCGGUGCUUCAAUGUACAACUUCAAUGACGAGGAAGAAGAGGAAGAUGCCCCAACCAAGGAGAAGGUGGAGGAGAAUGAACAACUCAAGGAGAAAAUGAAACAAAUCAGGUCUAAAAUGGAUAAACUGAAUAUUAGUAAAAAGCCUCAUAGAAAACCUCAUCCACCAACUUCUGGUCGUGCAGGCAGCCGUUCAUCAAGGUUGCGUCAUCUCCCUGCCAGUACAAGCUAUAGUCUAGGUCCAACCCUCAAUCGUAAUCUUUGUCUACCACCAGUUGGUCACUCAAUUGGUGCAAUGAGUCAUCACCACCACCAUCAUCAUCACUCAUCUCUGUCUCUGCAGCAUCAGUUGUUAAAAGAGAGAAUUGAGAGAUUGGACAGGGAAGAGGAGAAAGAGAGAGCCCAUGCAGCAUUUGAUUCAUCACUACAAGCUAUUGCUGGUCCUUCUACCAGUAAGCUGUCAGAUGAUUCAGACGAUUCAGAUGGGCCUACUCUUGAAGAACUUUCAACUGCCGCUUCACAUCAACUUGACAGUUUAGAGAGACUGAGUCAGGUCCUAUCAAGAGUUAUUGAUGGAGGGGCAGCUAAUAAGGAAACUGAAAAUAAGAUUGUUCAAAAUCAGGAAACUGCUAAAAGUGAAACACUAGAAAAAUCUAAUAAUCAAGAUACUGACAAACAAGUUGAAGCCCCUAAAAAAGAUAGUGAGAAAGAAAGCAGUGAAAAGACACUUAAUGAAUCGCCUAACUGUGAUACUGGCAUUGAAUCUGUUACUCCAGCCAAUGUCAAAAGAGAACUACUUCGGCUAAGUAGCCAGGUCGGGGAAAGUUCUGCAAGCUCUCGUCCAGUUACAUCAUCUAAGGUUAAAGAUGUCACUCUGGAAAACUUGCGAGAAUCACUUCGUCCACCUAAUUCUUCUAAGGGCAAGCCUAUAAUAAAAACUGAGUAUUCAUUGUUUGAUAGUUUAAGAGAUACAAUUGGAGCUAGUUCUUCUUUAUCUCGACAUAGUUCACUAGAUAAACGUAAAGAAUUUACAUUAGAAAGCUUAAGUUCUAGUGAGGCACGUGCUAUGUCUGGACUGUUACGCCAGGCUUCACUUGAGAAAGUUGGAUCAUCUCGUAUUGGUAAUGUGACCGUUACAAGUGCUAGUAGAAAUCGUGUGACAGGGAAUUAUAUGUUAGGCAACUCUACAUUCCCAGAUGGAAGGAUAACAACUCCUGAAGGAAGAUUGGUGUCUGCACGUUUACAGAGAAUGACUGCUAGUCGAGAUGGGCGUAUUUUGUCCCCCACCCAUCGCCUACCUCCAGUUAAAGCUAAGAAAAAAGGGUCAAAAAGAUGUUUUGUUUGUGCUAAAAAAACAGGUCUUGCCUGUAGUUACACAUGCAGAUGUGGUAAUAAUUUCUGUGCUAGCCAUCGUUAUGCAGAGUCUCACGAGUGUACUUUUGACUACAAGACAGAGGGCAGAAAGCUUUUAGAGCAAAAUAAUCCUGUUGUCAGUGCCCCAAAGCUUCCAAAAAUUUGAAAUCAGUCUGGUUCUAGCAUUGUUUUAAUUAGACAGACACAGUCUCUGUUUUGUUCAUGUUGUUAGUUGUUGUUGCUAUUAAGAAUUUAUCAUGUAUUAAUACUUAAAGAAAAAGAGUGUUGUUUUCUUAGAACAUUAAAAUUAUGUCACAAAAUCAAAAAUUGACUUUCAAUAAAUCAUAAAAAGUAACUUUUUGUAUUUAUUUUUCUUAUUUAUCUUUUUUUUUGUAAUUUGGUAUGUUGUUGAAAGAGCUUUCUUAUAAACAAUUAUUUCUACAGAAACUACUUUUAUCAUGGUGGAUUUAUUUAUUUUAUUUUUUUAAAGAAUCUUCAAAAGCAUAAUUAUCGGAUUUUGUCAGGGAUGUGAUAUUUUAUUGAAGGAAAAGAUUUACAUGUUAGAAAUGUUAAUGGUGCUACAUAAUUGGUGAAAAUGAAGCGCAGGAAACCUGGAGAAUGUACACAUACCUUGUUAAAAGUAUGAUUUAAAUUUGCUUACAUAUACAGAGUAUGUAGAACUGUUACAAAUUGUUGUUUUAGAAAUUGUUAAUGUUGUUGUAUUAUUAACACAAGGGUACCUCUUGUUUUUUAUCAGAUUAAUUAUUUUGUCAUAUUUUUUUUACUUACAGUACGAUUUUAACUACAUAUCCAGAAUAUACUGGAUUAUGUAAUAUGGUAGAUAGAACUAAUAUUUUAUUACAAAUUUGCACUGGCUUUUAUUUUCUCAAACCUUUAAAUAUUUGCUACAGCUUUGUGUGGGCAGGAACCUUUCAUUUAUUUUUUUCACUUUUUUUUUUUUUUUU
Molecule: messenger RNA, 3036 nt
Organism: Ruditapes philippinarum (Manila clam)
Lineage: Eukaryota; Metazoa; Mollusca; Bivalvia; Venerida; Veneridae
Product: AN1-type zinc finger protein 4-like
Exons: 7
Coding region: 285-2237 (650 amino acids)
Molecular function (GO): zinc ion binding; protein binding
Source: RefSeq, a predicted model, not a curated record